UUGAGCUAGCAAAGGGUAGGUAGAGAAACAUCCACUCUCACAAAACAAAACUGAAGACUGCAUAAAAUAAUCAUACUGAAGACUGAAGUGUUCCACUGUGGAAGGGGCCAGAGAGCAUCUGACAUCAGCAAAGGACCUCAAAAGCAAGUAGGCUGUGUGUUAACAAACUCAAAGCUGAGUGCAACCACAAAAUUGGAAGACAAUGCACUGUGGCCCUAUAAAUAGAAAGGAGAGUUUCUUUUGCUAGGUAGGAAGCUUUGCCGACUCUAUGUACAGCCUAUAGUGUAACUCUGCAUCAUUAAUCAGAGAGAGAGAGAGAGAAAGAGAGAGAACGCUGCCCCCUGGAAUACGGAAAUAUUCAGUGUGCACAGAGUGUCUCACAUAUUUCACUCUGACAUCUUACUACCAUGUUUUUCAACAUGGUAGUGGUUAGUGAAGAGAGAUUGGAUUGGUUGUUCUCAGAACAGAGUGCUGGAAUUGAUGCACACAUCACUAGCAUCCUUGUUGGAGUGGCUGUCGCAUGAAUUCUUUGGAGAUCCCUGGAGAAAACAGAAAGAAAGUGAAACGGUAUGAAUAAAGUUGUCCAUCCAGAUUUCUUACUGCUUCCUCAGGAGACUCCACUGUUUUGAAUAAGGAGUUCAACCACUACUGGAGAGAACGGUCCAAAUGCUCAUGUCUGGUCUAAAAGACAAGGGGAAGAUUCAGCAAAGCUGAGGAAAAUCCCCAGAGCCGUGUCAGCGCUGAGAAUAGGAAAUUCAUACAGUUUUACCACUGUAACAUAACCUGUGAUCUUCUCAUCAUUUCUACAAAGUGAAAAUAUUUGAACUUUAAUGUAUAAAAAUGGAGCACUCUCAAACGCUCUUCUUUUGUUUCUCACAUUUUAACUUUCAACACAUAUCUGAAAACAUCCCGGAAAACUGAUCUGUACAAGCUAAUCAUCACUGAAGAGUGUCAAAUUCAUUGUGCACUAAAGCAAACCUUCCUUCUGUGUGAGCCAAUAAAAGAAAAGCUUUCUGCCAAACACCUACGAAGAGAUGGCUAUCAUCACAUGGGGAUUUGAGGAACUGCUCUAUGGCACAUUCAUGAUGGAAAAAGGAGAAAAUUCACUAUCAUGAUGUCACAGAAGUCAUGAUAAUAGAGUGAAGAAGAAAAUUGUGAUUAGUUGUCAUCUAUGCUUGCACACUAGACACCUGCGUCAUUAGUAUAGACAAACCCUAAGCAAACACACAGUUCUUCCAUGAGUUCCCAAAUCCUAUGCAGAGGCUUACAGAUGUAACACAAAGAUCAUUUUAUAGCCUGUCUCUCCGAGCCAUUGAUAAUCAGUCUUUAAGGGGAAAAAAAAACAUUUUUUUGUGUGUGUGAAUUUACAUUGUGAACCAUUAUUUGACAAUGACAACUUCUCUAGAAAGAAUCAUGCCAGCAAAUGACACAUGUAUCGGGUUAGAUGGAGAUAAUACAGAUUUUCGGUACUUUAUCUAUGCAGUUACGUACACUGUCAUUCUUGUGCCAGGUCUUAUAGGGAACAUUUUAGCUUUGUGGGUAUUUUAUGGUUAUAUGAAAGAGACCAAAAGGGCUGUGAUAUUUAUGAUAAACUUAGCCAUUGCUGACCUAUUACAAGUUCUCUCCCUGCCAUUGAGGAUUUUUUACUACUUGAAUCAUGACUGGCCAUUUGGACCUGGACUCUGUAUGUUCUGUUUCUAUCUGAAGUAUGUUAACAUGUAUGCAAGCAUCUACUUCUUGGUCUGCAUCAGUGUACGGCGAUUUUGGUUUCUCAUGUACCCCUUUCGCUUUAAUGACUGCAAACAGAAAUACGACUUAUACAUCAGCAUUGCUGGAUGGAUGAUCAUCUGCCUUGCCUGCUUACUUUUCCCUUUCCUUAGAAUCAGUGAUGACACUCCAGGCAACAGAACUAAAUGCUUUGUGGAUCUUCCUACCAGGAAUAUCAAUCUAGCCCAAUCUGUUGCCAUGAUGACUGUUGGCGAGUUGAUUGGGUUUGUUACUCCUCUUCUGAUUGUUCUAUAUUGCACCUGGAAGACGGUUUUAUCAUUGCGAGAUAAAUAUCCUGUGACUCAGGACCUUGGAGAAAAAAAGAAAGCCUUGAAGAUGAUUCUGACCUGUACAGGGGUAUUCCUAAUUUGCUUUGCACCUUAUCAUUUCAGUUUUCCUUUAGAUUUUCUGGUCAAAUCCAACGAGAUUAAAAGCUGCCUAGCCAGAAGGGUAAUUCUAAUAUUUCAUUCUGUGGCAUUGUGUCUUGCUAGCUUGAAUUCCUGCCUUGACCCAGUUAUAUACUACUUCACCACUAAUGAGUUCAGGAGACGGCUUUCAAGACAAGAUUUGCAUGACAGUAUUCAACUCCACACAAAAUCCUUUGUUAGCAACCACAUCAUUUCUACCACAGCAACUGAAUUAUGCUAAAUAGACAAUUUCCCUGAAUGUGGUCUGGAAUGAAAGCACACAUUUGCAGUACACCAGGCUAUAGCAAAGUACACAUGAAGCAUUCUGUUUUCAGUUAUUUUCUGUCUUAACUACAUGGAAGACUCACAUUUUCAUGUAGGACUUUUUGGAGCAUUAUACUCCACCAUCAUUCAUAUUAAUGUGUCCUUGUAGUAAUUUGUCAACAAAUAUUUAUGUCUUAAACUAUAAAAGUCCCUUAAACUAUAAAAUAUUUUAUACAUAUACGCUGUCAGCCAGGAUCAGCAUAUAAUGUGUGAUACAGAAAGAAUCUUUCACAGAGAGAUCACUAGCUUGGGACCACCACGAGCAUGUAGUUUUGUUACAAUGGAUACGGAGUCUCUUUAUCCAGUGGAAAUGUCAUUGUCUGCUUAUACUAGUAAUCACACUUUACGCUCCAGUAUCACAUUUGGGGUUUAUUUUAAGGAUGAUGAGCAGCAUAUGACUCUAUAAAAUAUUGUAAAUAUCAAUAAUUUUUAUUUCUUAUGUAUGUUCGAAUACUGGGGUUGAAAUGUCAACUAGAUAUAUUCUUCAUUCAAUGUCAAUAUGAAGCAUUAUCUGUCACACCUAUUCAUUGAAUGGAUGCCUUGAUUCAAACCUCUGGUAUGCUUAAAGAAAAUACACAGAUUCACAUACAAUAUCUCUCCAUGACUGUAUAAGAUGCCAAGAUGCCAUUUGAAUCUACUGAGGACAUGUAGUUUGCCAAAAUCCAUACAAAGUGACCUAACUGGCAUCUAGCACAGGGAAAAGCAAAUUGUCACCUAUUAGUGAUGAUCAGAAUUCUGAUUCUCAUGACUUCCUAUCAUUCCUGGAGAUGUAUGGACUUUUACAGUAAAGGGAGUUUUCAUUAUGCUCUUUGAGUAAAACCAAGGUAAUUCAGAUUAUUGCACUUUCUGAGCCUACGGAAGUAGUGCACUAAUUACUAAGCUUUGAUCAGAGUAACAAAAUGAUGCCAAGUUGAGUAAAUUUCUCCAAUCCUCACCAUGUUGUAUUUCUUAAUGUUGGAGUCGGUGCCGAUUGUCAAAUGACCUAUAUAGCAAGAGUAGGAUUUAUAAGCAGUAAGUGAUGUAGACCCUAGAGUUCGCAUUGAUCUCUAGGCCAAAUGUGACUGAGUGAUAGCAUUUUGAAGCCUGCACACCUUAUCUCUUAGUAGCUAGUGAAGAUAAUUCUUAACCUUUCAAGGAAAGUGCAGAAGGUCCCUUCUGGCAGCCCUGGGUAUUCCUUUCAAAGCCUGUCCUGCUACUUGUUUGGUAAUAUUGUAAAAGAAAUAAACCUCAGGAUAAAACAUGAGGUCAUAAGUAUUAAUUGAAACAUUUUUUUAAAAGCUCUAACUUUAAAAAAAUUGUUGUACUUAAGAUCUGUGUGCUGUAUAAUGAAAUUGAAUUCUAUUCCUCACCUAGACGGACUGUAGAAACCAUUCAUGGGUUUCAUCAUAUUUCCAAGAGGUUAGUUCUAGAUACUGAAUUAUAAUACUAAUGCGCUUUGUGGGGAAAGUGGUAAAAGUAAAAUUAAUUGUUAUAUAUGAGAUUAAUAGAAUGUUUUUUUUAUUCUCUGGACAAUUGUUGAAUUGACUCAUAGCUUACUAAAAUAUACUAAUAGAAAAACUGACUUUGUGCUGCUAGUGAUAGUUUAUCUAUGUAUCUUCUCAUUAUUCCUUAUAAAGUUCAUGUUGCGAUGUGUUAAAACAGUGGUAAAAGGUAUUUUUAAAAGGUUACUGAAACCAUGUCUCGUCUGUUUGCUUUAAGAUAACUAUGUUUGACUGCAAUUUAGUGUUGUUAAAAGAUUGUAUGUAAUACUUCUGGGGAAUUGUGAACCACUUGUGGCUACUUGUAAUCGGAGCACCUUGUCUGUACUAUCUUUACUUACCAUUUUGGAUAUUAGUAUGAAUUACAGUCCUUAGGGCUAAUUGGGAAGACCAUUGAUUUAAUUUUAUUAAUCGACUGGCUUAAUAUUAAAGCUAUAUAUUUUCUUCUGAAGGGGAGAAAAAAAAACUGAUUUUCGUAGGAGGAUGGCUGAGGCUGGUGCCUAUUUAUGAAGCAGCACUUCUACACAUUUAAGCAAAUGGAUAAAUGGUCAGUGUCCUUUUUUCUCCCCAGGCCUGCCCAUCUAGAUUUGUAUUCGUUGCUUUCUUUUACUUCACCCAAGUCUGUGAGCCAUUAAAGCUUUGUCUUAGACUCUGUCUCUUGCUUUUCAAAGUAGUGCUCUGAUCAACCUGUUGAAAUUAAGAUGCUAAUGAGUAAUGUUAGCUUGGUUUUAAUUUAUCCACAGGCAUAUGAAUUCCAGGCCUUAUGACCAGGCAUUAAAUCAAAGCAGUGACCUUCAAGGGAAAGACUAUAAAUACUGACAUACUGGGAUGGGGAUCUAUUUUAAAGAAAGUGAAUCUAACAGUGUUGCCUUUCAGAUUAGCUCUAAUAAGUGAUCAACUAGAUUUCUUAUCAUAAAGGAUAUGCUGAAUUUUAAGAAACAUGUCCACAAGCACAGCUACAGAUCCUUUUAGAUCACAUCUUGUUUCUUUUUCCUUUUGCUUUGUCCCUUCCAAUGCCGGGCCUGAUUUCCGGGAAAAGUGUUAACUAGGAGACAAGUACUACUAUAAGCUGCUGUCCAGAGAGUGGCCUCCUCUCUGAGUCUCCUUUCCUUGUAAACUCCUCAGACCUCUUAUUUAUGUAUUUCUAGGGUCCACGAAAUUGCAGUACAAAACUAAACAAUUCAAUCACAGCAAAGAAGAAUUCAGGAUAAAUUAUGUCAUGUUGCCUAUAUAAAGUUACUUGAAUUUCUAUUCUGAAGUACAAAGAUAAUUAUUCAUAUGAGUGUGAUUUUGAAUAUGGGGUAAUUUUCAUAUCAUUUUAUUCCGUGAUUGUUACUGUUAUUUAUUAUUUUCAAACUGUUUUAUGUUUUUAUUAUCACUCUGUUAAGCAGCAAAUCUGAUUAACUGCUAAUUCCACAAAGAGGACACGUUUGUCCCAGGAAUAA
Molecule: messenger RNA, 5421 nt
Organism: Ochotona princeps (American pika)
Lineage: Eukaryota; Metazoa; Chordata; Mammalia; Lagomorpha; Ochotonidae
Gene: GPR174
Product: G protein-coupled receptor 174
Exons: 5
Coding region: 1390-2415 (341 amino acids)
Biological process (GO): positive regulation of Rho protein signal transduction; phospholipase C-activating G protein-coupled receptor signaling pathway
Cellular component (GO): membrane
Molecular function (GO): G protein-coupled receptor activity
Source: RefSeq, a predicted model, not a curated record